Molecule: messenger RNA, 840 nt
Organism: Sphenostylis stenocarpa
Lineage: Eukaryota; Viridiplantae; Streptophyta; Magnoliopsida; Fabales; Fabaceae
Source: the annotation of a GenBank genome assembly
AUGGAAAGUGAUGCUGGGGAAAACUUGUUUGGCACAUUCUUCUCCUCGUCCACAUCCAUGACCAUCUCCACCACCACCACCACCAUCUCAUCAUCAUCGUCAUCAUCACCAACAUCUUCUACCUCAAGCUCAAACUCAUGCACCAAGCAGGACUCCCAAACAAGUUCUCCAGAUGAUUCAACAGCUGCUCAAAAUGAAAACACCCCAAAUAGCAAGGAAUGCAAGAAAAGACAAAGAAGUGAGAAUGAUAACAAGCACCCCAGUUACAGGGGUGUGAGAAUGAGAGCAUGGGGCAAAUGGGUGUCUGAGAUCCGUGAGCCUAGAAAGAAGUCAAGAAUAUGGCUUGGAACAUACCCUACAGCAGAAAUGGCAGCCAGAGCACACGAUGUGGCAGCUUUAGCCAUCAAGGGUCAUUCAGCUUUCCUCAAUUUCCCCAAUUUGGCUCAAGAUCUUCCAAGGCCCAUCAGCACAUCCCCCAAGGACAUUCAAGCUGCAGCAGCAAAAGCAGCAACCACUUUCUUCGAUGAUGAUAAGCAUUGUGAAGCUCAAAAGGCCCAACAAAACCAUGCAGAACAAGCUUCAUCUUCAACUCUAUGCAUGGACAAUACUGAGGCAGAGCAAGUUCAAACAGAACAAGCUUCAUCUUCAACUCUAUCCAUAGACACUACUCAAGUGACUUCAACUUCUCACUCAUCUGCAGAUGAUGACACACUGUUUGACCUUCCAGAUCUUUUCCCUGAUGGAAACAAUGGACUUUUCUCCGAUUCUUCUUCUUGGCGUCUAUGUGCCUCUGAUAGUGGAUUCAGGCUUGAGGAGCAAUUUUUGUGGGAGAAUUACUAG